This is a messenger RNA of Panonychus citri (citrus red mite), 1495 nucleotides long. RefSeq lists its product as uncharacterized. The transcript is spliced from 2 exons. Bases 115 to 654 code for a protein of 179 amino acids. The record is from RefSeq and is a predicted model, not a curated record. Lineage: Eukaryota; Metazoa; Arthropoda; Arachnida; Trombidiformes; Tetranychidae.
AGAUGAAAACAAAACAAAAUGUAGGUAAGGAUACAGGUAAGGAAGAGAUGAUUAAGUUUAGAAUUAACAAUUUUAAAAUUCUACAAAUUUAAUCCAACAUUGUAAUUGAUUAUAAUGGCCUUUCGAAGAGUUAAUUACAUUGUAACCAAUCAUUUAUUACUCAAAGACGAUCCUUUGUUUACCGUUAUUAAGCGUAACAAGGUUACCAAUUCACUCGCCAAGGAGAUCGCUUUUCUCAAUCAUUGUGCCGCAAUUUUGGCCUUAGUUUCCGCUACCAUUGGUUUAAUGUCCAUUUUUUAUGAGGCCAAGGCUCAUCUUCAGAUCAUGGGAUUUGCAUCCAUAUUUCAUAUCUGUGGUUCCAUAGGAAUUGAGUCUUAUAAGAAGCGGAAAAAUCGCUACCUUCUCUUACUAACUGGCCUUUGCAAUGUUGCCUUUUUUGGGGUCAGUCAGGUCUUCUUGAUCCUUUUCAUCCUCGUAGCUGAUGCGGAAUCAUAUCCUUCAAAGCGAGAUUUCAAUUCGGAAACUUUUUUCCAUGUUAUUUUAAUUCCUUGGAUUUUAUUGUCAAUCAUUAUUGAACUAAUGUUCCUAAUCUUAAUUAUUUACUUGGCCGUUUCUAAAAAGAUUCUAAUUAGUUUGAACAGAUCGGCUAAUUAACAGAUUAGGUAAACAAUAACACCUACGAAUUCAAUAUACAUACAUUGACCAUCUCUACAUAAUCCAAUUGACCACCGUUGAGAGUAAAUUGUGAUUCUCAGCUUUCCAUCAUCUAAAUCAACGAUUUAAUUGGCAAUUAAUCAAGCAAAGGUCAAACAUUUAAGCUGUGAUUUUAAUCUGUGUUGUGUUUUAAUCGUUAAUUUCAUUUCUCUCUCUCUCUCUCUCUCUCUCUCUCUCUCUAUUAACCAUCAAUAACAUGAUUACAAUUUAAAAGUUAAAUUAUCAAUGUGACAAGCUGAAAGGAGAAAGUAUAUUAAAUUGUUAAAUCGUAAUGAUGAUUAAGAUACACACACAUGUAGAUAAACAUUAACCAUUUGAUUAGCAAUUAACUGUAAACCUUGAACUGAAAUUGAUUAACAGUAAUCAAAACAAAAAUUGGCCUGAUAUCUGUGAUUGAAAUGAGAAUGAGUAAAUUGUUGAUUGUUGUAAUUCAUUUCGUAUUAAAUUGUUUUCCAGAUAAAAAUCAAAUCUGAUUAACAUGGUUGUCAUAUAACAAUUAAAACCAAUUCUAAGUCUAUUACCAUGUAUAUCAUUUAUUUAUUGUAACCUAACAAUUAAUUUAAUCAAUUAGAGUUACCAUUUUAAUCAACACUCAACUAAAUUGUGUUACAAUGUAAACAAAUUGUAAUAAGCUAAUGAAACAAUUAACUUUACAUUUGUGAUGCUUUUCAAAUUGAACACGAUUUAAUUAUUGAUCAUGAUCUUACUAGUGAUUAAAAUGCUAUUGUUAAAGUUAAUUCAUCUUUUAAUUGCUAUGAUCAAAUUUAAUUCAGUUCAUUAC